ACCCCUAUAAGCCAAAUGCCUCUCCGAAUGAAAGGUCAAACGACCUGUAGUUAUCAUAAGGAGAGAAAACUGGACUUUUUCUGUGAAAAAUGUCGUGAACCGGUCUGUCCAAAAUGCCUUUCUUCUGUUCACAAAGGCCACUUCGUAUGUGAAAUAAGUGAAAUCACUCCUCAAAAGGAACUAGACAUUAAAAACUUUAUAGACAGAACAGAAAAAAAUGGCCUUGUACAAAUUGGAAAAUACAUCAACUCCACUGAUUCACUCCUUAAAGACAACACUAGUACUUUUGAGAAGCUGUCACAAAAGUUAAAGAUGCAAACAGAUAAAUUAAAACAAGAGCUGGACAUGCUUACAGCACAGACACUCUCUCUAUAUCACAAAAUGGAAGAGGAUAAUACCAAGCUGAUAAAGAACUACAAACAAGACCUGGAGAUGUACGAGAAGCAACUUAAUCAACAAAUUCAAGAAUGUAAAGCAGCUCUCCAGUGUGGUUCACACAUACAGGUUUAUGAUACAUUUUGUGAGAUCCAUUCUCCUACAUACAGUCUCCCUGUAAAACCUGUCCUGGGUACUGCCAACUUCACUCCAAAUGAAAGUCCUCAAGAUCUUUUAAAAAAAGCCUUGGGAAAAGUUAUCACCUCAGGUCAAGGUCAAACUUUCACUGAUCAGAAUCGGUCAGUAUCAACGUCUGAUGAUCUGGGACAACCCUCUACACAACAACAACAACGGUCAGAAACAAAAGUGAAGAAAGCAGUGACAACAUACAAACUACAGCCACAGACCAAGGUAGUGGAGGAUUGGGAGUCUCCAUGUAACAUUGGUUCUAUAUGUCCCACCACUGAUGGUCAGGUGUGGACCAAGAGCAGUGGCACAUUAACUCUCCUGGACAAGAAGGGUAAAGUAAUAGAGCAAGUCAAUCACAAUGCCGGGAUCAGUGACAUCAGUCUGUCACCCACCACACACACACUGUGGGUCUGUGACAUAGACAACAACAUCAUGGAGCUGGUAUCGGGACGACUGACACACAAAUUCAGUACCAAGGAGGAACCCGAGUAUAUAUGUAUUACAGCCAGUAACCAUGUCAUUGUAGGGAUGACCAAACACAUCUCAAAAUUUACCACAGAUGGUAAAAUGGUGUGUACUACAAUGGAUAAAGGGACUGGGAAACCAUUAGUGUGUACACCACGCAGGAUCUCAGAGUGUCCUGCCACUCACAAUGUGGCAGUCACUGAUUUCAGUCAUGAAUUUGAUGGUGGUAAUGAAAAUCAACAUGUUGUUGUGAUGGACACUGAUUUCAAGGAGCUGUUUGUAUAUAGAGGUGACAUCCCCAGUACAUAUAAACCAACACCACAAACAGGAGGUGGAUCAUUUUACCCCAGUGAUGUGGUGUAUGACAGUGUGGGUAACCUGAUCAUAGGGGACUAUAAAAACAAAAGGGUCCUACUCAUCAGUGGAGGUGGUGAGUUCCUCAGGGUCAUACACACAGACACAGCCUAUCCAUGGGCUGUAGGUAUAGACAGGGGGGAUGUCCUGUGGGCAGUGUUUGGGACAUGGAGGGAUCAAGUCAAACUACUACAGUACAGCAGUGUGUGAAACGUACCUGUAACCAAACAACUAGUAUAUCUAGUUACUGUGACAACAACAUGGAAAUCAGAGACAAAGGAAACUGAUCAUGAUUACCAAUCAACUAAACAUGUGUGACAUUCACAGGAUUUUAAGUAAAAUCUCCAG
This is a messenger RNA of Mizuhopecten yessoensis (Yesso scallop), 1731 nucleotides long. RefSeq lists its product as uncharacterized. The record is from RefSeq and is a predicted model, not a curated record. NCBI's taxonomy places the organism in Eukaryota, Metazoa, Mollusca, Bivalvia, Pectinida, Pectinidae. Gene Ontology annotation, molecular function: zinc ion binding. The transcript has a single exon. The coding region runs from base 16 to 1593 and encodes 525 amino acids.